UUAUAGCGGCGGAGCCCGGCGCGCCGCCGCGUCUCCCCCGGCAGCGCCAUGGAGCGGCCGGCGCCCCUGGCCGUGCUUCCGUUUUCGGACCCCGCGCACGCCCUGAGCCUGCUGCGCGGCCUGAGCCAGCUCCGCGCCGAGCGCAAGUUCCUGGACGUGACCCUGGAGGCGGCGGGCGGGCGCGACUUCCCGGCCCACCGCGCCGUACUGGCGGCCGCCAGCCCCUACUUCCGCGCCAUGUUCGCCGGGCAGCUGCGCGAGAGCCGCGCGGAGCGGGUGCGCCUGCACGGCGUGCCGCCCGACAUGCUGCAGCUGCUGCUGGACUUCAGCUACACCGGCCGCGUGGCGGUGAGCGGCGACAACGCCGAGCCGCUGCUGCGCGCCGCCGACCUGCUGCAGUUCCCGGCCGUGAAGGAGGCGUGCGGCGCCUUCCUGCAGCAGCAGCUCGACCUGGCCAACUGCCUGGACAUGCAGGACUUCGCCGAGGCCUUCAGCUGCGCGGGGCUGGCCAGCGCCGCGCAGCGCUUCAUCCUGCGCCACGUGGGCGAGCUGGGCGCCGAGCAGCUGGAGCGGCUGCCGCUGGCGCGCCUGCUGCGCUACCUGCGCGACGACGGGCUGUGCGUGCCCAAGGAGGAGGCGGCCUACCAGCUGGCGCUGCGCUGGGUGCGCGCCGACCCGCCGCGCCGCGCCGCGCACUGGCCGCAGCUGCUGGAGGCCGUGCGCCUGCCCUUCGUGCGCCGCUUCUACCUGCUGGCGCACGUCGAGGCCGAGCCGCUGGUGGCGCGCUGCCCGCCCUGCCUGCGCCUGCUGCGCGAGGCCCGCGACUUCCAGGCCGCGCGCUUCGACCGCCACGACCGCGGGCCCUGCCCCCGCAUGCGCCCGCGCCCCUCCACCGGCCUCGCCGAGAUCCUCGUCCUGGUCGGCGGCUGCGACCAGAACUGCGACGAGCUGGUCACCGUCGACUGCUACAACCCGCAGACGGGCCAGUGGCGCUACCUGGCCGAGUUCCCCGAACACCUGGGCGGGGGCUACAGCAUCGUGGCGCUGGGCAACGACAUCUACGUGACAGGUGGGUCCGAUGGCUCCCGGCUCUAUGACUGCGUGUGGAGGUACAACUCCAGUGUGAACGAGUGGACAGAGGUCGCGCCCAUGCUGAAGGCCCGGGAAUACCACAGCUCCUCCGUGCUGGACGGGCUGCUAUACGUGGUGGCUGCCGAUAGCACAGAGCGCUACGACCAUACCGCUGACGCCUGGGAGGCUCUGCAGCCCAUGACCUACCCCAUGGACAACUGCUCCACCACCGCCUGCCGCGGCCGGCUCUAUGCCAUCGGCUCACUGGCCGGCAAGGAGACCAUGGUGAUGCAGUGCUACCACCCAGACACUGACCUGUGGUCGCUGGUGGACUGUGGCCAGCUCCCACCCUGGUCCUUUGCACCCAAGACUGUGACUCUGAACGGACUUAUGUACUUCGUCAGGGACGAUUCUGCCGAGGUGGAUGUGUAUAACCCCACAAAGAACGAAUGGGACAAGAUCCCGUCUAUGAAUCAGGUGCACGUCGGGGGCAGCCUGGCCGUCCUGGGAGGGAAACUCUACGUUUCUGGGGGAUACGACAACACUUUUGAACUCUCGGACGUGGUAGAGGCCUACGACCCAGAGGCCCGGGCCUGGAGUGUGGUGGGGCGGCUGCCGGAGCCCACCUUCUGGCACGGCAGCGUCAGCAUCUUCCGCCAGUUCAUGCCACAGACGCCUGUGGGUGGGCGUGGCUUCGAGCUGGAUGGGGGCAGCCAGGACAUGGACGCAGGCCGACACCAGCCUCUGCACAACCCUGACCAGCUGCACUAGCCCCAGCCUGGCCAAGGGAGGGCCUUGAUGUAAGGGACCCAGCCCAUGGGGCAAGGGCCCCGUCCUUUGUGCCCCAUACUGCUGAGAUGACCAGGUGCAACACAGGCUCCGGGGUGCUGUGUAAGCCCCAGCAUCCAUCUGCAAGAUUUCUGUGCCAUCCACGCCUGCAUCACAGCUGGAGCCAAAGCCGUUUGUGAAGGCCUCUCCCUUGGUCAAGGAAGAGCUGCUUCCCCAGGGCCAUGUGGCUCUGGCUCCCAGAGGUCAGCUCCCACCUGUGACACCAGCUCUUCAGGCAGCGUAUGUCGCACUGCCACCACCUGAGCCUGCAUGCUCCCACCUGUGAGAGUGAGUCAGGCGGAUCAGUGCUGAGAGAAGCCCCAUCCUCCACAUCCAGUGCUGCAUGUUCCUGAGGCCAGCUUCCCGGGCAGAGGAGUGUCUGCCUGCCUAGCAUCUUAACCACUGCCAGGAUCUUACAAGGCUGGGUUUCCUAGAGGUGUGUACAGGGCUGGGAGACUGAAGGUAGAGUAUGAGCUUAAUUUUGAGUUUUCUUUCUGGUCCUGGAGAACGUAGACAUGGCAAAUGCUGGCUCUACCCCCAUCCACAGGUCAGUGGAGAAGCCAACAAUGCGCAGUGUGUGAAGUGCAGGGUUGAAACUGUAAGACCUGCACUGGUCUCGGAGUAAAGGAGCCUUCUUCGAAGGAAGCCCUGGAUGAGGGUAACCUCGGUGUGCUCCAAGUUUCAGAUGCUUGAAGUUGGAUGUUUUGAGGAGGUGGGAAGCCUAGGGAGGGUCAGGAGGGUUUGGUCUUGUUUUCAGAUCUCUGCAGUGCCAUUGCCAGAGCUCUAACCAGUACAGGCGAGUUCUUGCUUGAAGCAGAACAGUCUGCACUAUCACCUAAAGACCUUUUGGCCAUUUCGGGCACCUCGCAGGGCUGCUGAGCAGCUCUGGUCUGCCUGUGCUCUGUUCUGUGCCAUGCACACAGGUGGCACCACGUGAGACGAAGUGGGCAGCGCUGUCUUUGGAUAGCUGGCCCAGUGGAUCCCCCAGUGUGUUCCUCUGUCCCCCAGCCUGUGGCUGCCACCCAGCUUUGUGGAGGUCUGCUGAGGCCACAGAGGGUGUCCAUGCCCUGUGGGUUUGCCUCCCAUCACAUUGCAGGGCUGGGCCAUGAGCCUGUAACGGCUCAGAAGCGCAGGUGUGCACUGGGCCAGGUUGCGUCAGACACAUGGGGAAGUCUUGAGAGUCUGGUUUCACCAUCGUGACAGCCCAUCCCAUUGGGGCCUGUACAGAAGGGCUAGGCUGGAGUCUGCAUCCUUCUCUGCCCAUGUGUCUACUACCAGGACCCCCCACAACAGCACCCUCCAGCCUGUGGCCCAGCUGGGUGUCCCUCAGCCUCGUCUCUGGCCCAGAUUCUGGGCUGCACUGUCACUACCACUCACUGGUGUCUGCACCAACCUUGGAGCCAGGGCUGGAGGUGGGGUUCACACAUGACCUGUACAGAGAACUUUUAUCUGGGGAGGUAAAUUAUGAAAAUUCAGAAACAAGUAUUUAAUGCCUUUCUAUGAGGUUUUCUAUAUUUAUGACCCCACAGACUCGUAGAACGAAGGCACCCCUUUCCCCAUCAGUCAGUCACACCGCAGGGGAAGGUUUGUGCAUUUGCUGCAGUCUGUUCUGUAGGCCUACCUGUCCAGUGUCCUGUCUUAAGUUUUUGGGAUGCCUUCGAUACUUUUUGAAAUAAAAAUGUUUCCUGUA
This is a messenger RNA of Dipodomys spectabilis (banner-tailed kangaroo rat), 3589 nucleotides long. It is a transcript of the gene Klhl21, whose product is annotated as kelch like family member 21. Gene Ontology annotation, biological process: protein ubiquitination. Gene Ontology annotation, molecular function: protein binding. Bases 49 to 1842 code for a protein of 597 amino acids. NCBI's taxonomy places the organism in Eukaryota, Metazoa, Chordata, Mammalia, Rodentia, Heteromyidae. The transcript is spliced from 4 exons. The record is from RefSeq and is a predicted model, not a curated record.